GCGCAAAAACGACUCACCUAUUAAUCUACGCUCCCCAUUUCCACCUCCUAUGAGAGCAGAGCCUCAGCUCCCUGGAGAGAGAGAGAGAGAGAGAGAGAGAGAGGGAGAGGGAGAGGGAGAGGGAGAGAGCUCUGAAGCGUCUCAGGGAAAAUUUCGAUAAAGUACUAUUACCUGAACGGAAAUGAGCCAGUCCAAACGAGUCUGACAAGCCACUUUUUAAGCAGAAAGAUGCUGUACACCGCCGAUUCGCCCCACGCAUUUCCCUGCACGGGGCGUUACGAACCUGGCUCGUUCUACGAGAUUGAUCACGAAAAGCUGCCCCCGAAAUCUCCGAUCCAGCUGAAGGCAAUACGAGUAGUCAGGGUGAGCGAGACGACGUUACAGGGGGUGACUGUGAGUUUUCCUAGCACGCUAUCUUUGCGAAGCUACUUCGUCGCAACACAGAUUGGGAUCUGCUUCCCGGAGCUGGACGAGAGGUUCGUAAUGAGCUCGAACCAAGCUGUGCGGAUUCUUUGUCGGCGGAUACCCCCUGCACAGGUGGAAGCGGGAAAGUCUCUGAAGAGCUUCUGGCUCUUGGCUCCAGCUUCAGUUAGUGAGCUGCCACUCGUUGGACCUGAGGAAGAGCAAAAAGUAACCAUGCCGAUGAAAUCGAUAGGAUCUUGUCACCUAGCUCUCAAGUGCGAGGGGGAAGUUGGAUGGGGGGUAAGGAGAAAGAUUAAGUACAUUGGGCGGCACUACGAACUAUCGGCGGAGAAAUCGGAGGCUGAAAUGGAGGAGCAACAAAGCGAAAAUGGGAGGAAGAGGAAUCAAGAGGAAGUGCAGAAGACGAAUAAGAAAAAGAAGAAGAUCGGUGCAAAGGAAACUAAGAGGAUAAAGAUCGAGCAGGAGAUGGAGGGAAGAUGCCCUCGGGGGACAAAGGACCGCUGGUCUGUGGAGAGAUAUGAGGCUGCGGAGAAGCGGCUGCUUGAGAUCAUGAGGGCGAAGAAGGCAGAGUUGGGUAGGCCUAUACUAAGGCAAGCACUGAGGGAAGAGGCAAGGAAGCACAUUGGCGAUACUGGUUUGCUGGAUCAUUUACUCAAGCACAUGGCCGGCAAGGUUGUCUAUGACGGUACUGAGAGGUUUAGGCGCCGUCAUAAUUCCGAGGGUGCAAUGGAGUACUGGCUCGAACCGGCUGACCUCGUGGAGGUCCGCCGCACAGCCGGUGUUACUGAUCCUUUCUGGUUCCCACCGCCGGGGUGGAAGCUCGGGGACUCCAUCUUCCCUAACUCCUGCGGCCCCGACUGCAAACUUGCCAUCGCUGACUGCAAACAACAACUCGCAGCGCAGUUCAAAAGGUACGACGAGCAGCAGACUUCACUGAAGAAGCUGGAAAAGCACACACAGAACAUAAAAGCGGAAUGGGAGAAAGCCAUACACGCUUGGCAGGAGAAAUACCAGACAUUGCUGGAAUGGAAAAGGAAGCAAGAGGAAGAAUUAGCUGCCUUGCUCGAUUGUAUGCAGGAGCUUAAGGAUGACGUACAGUUACUGAAGAGCCAGAAACACAAGGAAAGAGAGGAGCAGCUGAACGGAUCGGCCAGUGAUCCCCUUAACCAAAAUGAGGUCAGCAACGGCAGCGCGGCCGGCAAUAAAAAGCAGAAGAAGACAACCGGAUUCAAGAUAUGCAGGCCACAGGCUACCUUUCUUUGGCCGAGCACGGCGGCUAGCAGCGCCGCGUCUGCCGAUGAAAAACAGCACAUGAUGUUGUUCCCCGGAGGUGGCCCCCCAUCUGCCUCCAGCUCCACCGCAUCAACGCCGAAACUGCAGCUUCUGCCAGCACCAGGCCCAACAUCACCACCCCGCCUGCAUCCACUCCCCUCCGACCUCCCUUCAGAUGUAGUGGCGGUCCCCAUACAUCAUCCGCCAGACAGAACUACUCCAGUUUCGGACGCCAUUAUCAUCCCUCGCGUACGUACCCCCACUAACCUGCUGCUUCUGCUUUUCUCUCCCUUCUUCUCCUGCGAUUUUGUGGGGUCACUGCAUGCUGACAAAGACGUACAUGUGGUCGCGAUGCAGUGCGUGGGAAGUAGGGAUGGGCAUCAGGAUGACGCAAUGGCGGCGGCAGGCUCUCCAUGGAAGAAAGAGGCUUUUGAGUGGAACGGAAUCACCACGGAUCUGGUCCUCACCACCCCCUCUCCUUAUCAUUAGACAUUUCUCAUCAUUAAUUACUUUUUUCAAUACCAACAUUAGGGCAUGGUUUCCAUGGCGUUUGUUAAUAAAGUUUGAUGUUGAUUUUCCUGAUUAUAGCUUCCAACCUUUGUUAAAAGGUUGGAAUCAAAUGGAAGAAACUUGGGUAGGUGUAAUAUAGUAUUAAUAUGGUUUUGGUCUUUAUAGAGAUAUCAUACAAAUAUGAUCAAUAUAUGCAUUAUGGAAGUAUAAUCCAUGAGUAGUGUGAGAAAGACUUCUGAGAAAUGUUUGCAAUAG
Molecule: messenger RNA, 2460 nt
Organism: Phalaenopsis equestris
Lineage: Eukaryota; Viridiplantae; Streptophyta; Magnoliopsida; Asparagales; Orchidaceae
Product: protein DYAD-like
Exons: 7
Coding region: 229-2184 (651 amino acids)
Biological process (GO): meiotic sister chromatid cohesion; reciprocal meiotic recombination; meiotic cell cycle
Source: RefSeq, a predicted model, not a curated record